GACACAUUUCUUCACUUCCUGCUGUUGGUUUUACUGAAAAUCUGCUUACGACUGUUUAGCGUGCGGUGUGUGUGGUCGAGUUUGUUUCUUUAAUGGAACUGUUGCUGAGUUUGUAUUUUUACAUGAUUGUUCUUCACCUAGCUGAAGGCUGUGAUCUAGCAAACCACGGACAUGAAUUAAAAAUCAAAGCAGACUCAUCCGACGUCGUACUGCUGCCGUGCUACUGCACUGAUCUGAACACAACUCAGAGUUUCUCGUGGAGGAGGAUAGACAAGAUGCCCAGAAAGAUGACCGAUGGCACUGUUGAUGGGAAAAGAGUACAGCAGGUUGUUGGUUCUCCAGGGAAUUUCUCUUUACUCAUAACAAACCUGACCGUAGGAGACGAGGGACUUUACCGAUGUGAGAGCAGCGCUAGAAAAUACACAGAUGUCCAUCUCAUCGUUAACGGAAGCACCCGAAUCAUCCUUGAAAACGACUUCCUUGAAUCAACUAUCCAUGCACGUGCAGGAAGCUCAACGCUGUUGCCAUGCCACUCCACUGACCUAAUCACCACACCUGAACAAUUCAGGUGGAGGAAAUACAGCAGGUCCAAAGCGACGUGGGAAGAUAUGUCCUGUGACGGACACAAAUUUAAGCUGGUUAUUGAUCGCUUUCCAGGAAAUCUUUCUUUGCUCAUAUCACACCUGAGUCAAGAGGAUGAAGGAGUUUACAGGUGUGAUCUCGGGAGAGAUAAAUACACAGACGUAAAGCUUGUAGUUGCAGUUUCUCCAGAGCAUCUUCCUUACUACCCCAUCGCCAUGGUGACCGUGAUCUUUUUGCACGCGAUCGUGGCUGGGGUCUAUUGCACCACCAGAAAGAAAGACACAAGUUCGCUACAGCAGGUAGUGAACGAGCGGUGAAGCUCGGCUGAAGAACAGAUGAAGGUUCCUGGUGGUAUACUGUAUGUGCUAGAAUCUGAGAAGAAUAUGUGUUAAAACCUUUUAUUCUUAAACAAACAGAAAAAGGUUUAUUCUAUUUUUGUCUUAUGAACUAAUGAGACAUUAACCUGCAUCUCCUCAUUGUGCUUCAUUUCGCUGCAGGUUUAUACAUAUAAAUGUAAAAUGUUAAUUAUACUAACUACUAAACUACUACACUUGUCUCUCCUUCUCCUUCGAGCAUUUUAAA
Molecule: messenger RNA, 1164 nt
Organism: Tachysurus vachellii
Lineage: Eukaryota; Metazoa; Chordata; Actinopteri; Siluriformes; Bagridae
Exons: 5
Coding region: 93-899 (268 amino acids)
Biological process (GO): positive regulation of T cell proliferation; negative regulation of T cell proliferation; cellular response to lipopolysaccharide
Cellular component (GO): external side of plasma membrane
Source: RefSeq, a predicted model, not a curated record